AUGAUCCGCUCUCUCAUCCGCUCGUGUCCAUGUCGGAUACCGCGCGUGCUCUUCACCCGUCGCCGUCCGCCAUCGCCUGUUGCCCCUCCCGUCGAUCACCGUUCGUUCAGCAGAGUCCGAGCUCAAACACCAACCCGACGAGCACCUGGACCACCGUCACAAUACCCAACAUGGCAAUUCGACUCCACCGUCAGGGCCUUUCCCUCACCGCGGUCGUUCUCGUCGACUUGUGCACCUCGUCAGCUCACCGUCCCGGUCGAGGCCCCUGAAAAGAUCAGGGGUGAGGCUGAGACCGAGGCAGCAACCAUACCCUCUUUGGCGGCUCGACCCUUCAAGCUCCGUCCCUACCAGAUCGACUGCAUCAAUACCAUUCUCGACACUCUAUCCACGACCGAGCUUUCUCGUCUCGGCAUAUCCUCUCCAACCGGUCAGUCCAGAAGACUCGCCACAAUCGAGCAGAUUUCUCACCCCAACCCUCGGGGAAUGACCUCCCUACAGGCAGCGGAAAAACAGCAAUGUUCACCGAGUUGAUUCCCCGACUACCGGCAAGGAUACAUCCCGAUACGGCACAAUUGGCAAAUCGCGUCUUGAUUCUGGUCGGCACCAUUCAAUUGGCCAAGCAAGCCGCCGAGGUGGUGAAGACGACGUAUCCUGCCUUGGUCAGUCGUUCGUCACCGUGUGGGCCGUCUCCAAGGGGAUCACAAUGUGUCUAAUCCUUCAGGGUAUCAUGCUGUCCCUUUUCAGCACGUCGAAGUCGAGCAAGGUGACAACGACGCAAGUGGAUUCGCCGACGUGACCGUGGCCACUUUCCAAGCGAGUCACUCGAGAUUCGACGGUCGCGUUGAGAGCUCAACACAGUCUAAUCUCGCCCGAUCUAUUCUAGACUCUUGCUAGAAGCGAUCUUGCACGUUUGGACAAGUUCGAUCCGAGUACUUUCAAGGCCGUCAUCGUCGAUGAGGUGCGCACCCGAAAGCGGCUCCCCACAAGCUCAGGUUCCAUACUGACACCGACGUGUGGACCACUGCAGGCCCAUCACGCGGCCUCUCAAUCCUACAUCAACAUCCUCUGUCGCUUCGACCCUCGCAUCAGCGAAACAUCCGAGACCUCGGCGGUCAUCAUCGAAGACGACGUACUUGCCGCUUCUCCCGUCCUCUCCUUCUCCGCCGAAUCGACUCAGCCUGAUCCUCCUCAUCUCCCGCCCAAGCCCUUCUGUCUAUCCGCCUCUGGUGAACUCUGUAUCCCCAUUCUCGCUUUCACCGCAACCUUCUCCCGCGCCGACGGAUUGGCCCUGGGUAAAGUCGUCCAAAAGAUCGUCUGGCACGCCUCAUGGCUCGACAUGAUCACCAAAGGUUGGCUAUGCGACAUCCGAUUCACGACCGUGAGACUCGGCUCAGCACUCGACCUCAACUCCAUCGGCACCUCCAAAACUUCCGGCGACUUCAUCAUGGCUUCCCUAGCUCGUGCGGUCGACCAAGCCCCGAUCAAUCGAAUCUGCGUCGAAAGUUGGAAGGAGAAAGCCGAACAAACUCGACGAUCGACGUUGGUCUUCGCGGUGGAUGUGAACCAUGUGGUUUCGUUGACGAAUGCGUUUAGGGAGCAAGGGAUCGAUGCGAGGUUCGUGCAUCAGGGGAUCAAGAUUAGGGAGAGGGAACAAAUCUAUGAUGCCUUUCGAAAUGGGGAAUUUCAGGUCUUGGUUAAUUGCAGUCAGUCUCUCCAUUCUCCCUCACGCUGUCAGCUUCUACUUGCCCAAUCCUGACACGGUGAACAACCCCCCACCAGGUAUUCUCACGGAAGGCGCUGACUUUCCCUUUAUCGACUGCGUACUCCUCGCCCGACCGACCAAAUCGCGCAACCUCUUUCAACAGAUGAUCGGUCGAGGGAUGAGGAAGAGUCCCUUGACGGGGAAAACAGAUUGCCUCAUCAUUGAUUUCGUGGGGAACUCGACGGAAGGUAUCGUGUGUACGCCGACUUUGUUCGGGAUUGAUCCGAAUUUGGCUAUUGAGGGUAAGCAAGUCGAAUUACACGAGGGUGCCAAGGGUGGAGCUUCGCUGACCCACCUUCACGUCCCACAGCCCGAUCAACAAAGGACCUACAAAACCUCGCCAUCACCUCCCCCGCUCCUGAACCGCGAGCCUUAAUCCUCCCCUACAUCGACGCCGACCCUUCCCGCUUAGCCUACGAAGAAUUCAAUACCGUCACCGAAUUCCUCACCUCUCGAACCAAAGCUUCGACGACGAAACACUCGGAAUCAAGCCGGAUCCCUCUUUCGCGUUUGACACGUAAUUCCUGGAUCGGGGUAGGACAGGGUGCUUAUGUCUUGGAGUUGGGAGGGAAAGGCUAUAUCCGAAUCUCGCCAAAGGACGACGCUCCCACCUCAAUCCCACAAUGGGAAGCCAAAGGUUAUCGUCGCAUACCCCAACUAGCCUUCACUCGUAACCCCUAUGCAAAACCUACCGUUUUGGGAACGCACCCCGACAUUCGUCAUCUGCUCGCCACCAUAGACGCCCUCGUCGCUAAUGUCGACUUGUGGAAACCCACCAUCUCGACUCGUCGUUUCGCACCAUGGCGUGAACAUCCUUCCACCCCUUCUCAACAAACUAUGCUUUCCAACAAGUUGAAGAAUGAGAUCCAAGAUGGGAGGAUCGAAGGACUUUGGGUUCCAGGGAGGGAGAGGGAAGGUGGGUGGGUCAAGGUUGAGGAAUUAAACAAGGGGGAGGCUUGCGAUUUGAUUACGAGGGUCAUGCAUGGUGGGAUUGGGGCGUUGAGAAAGGUCAAGAAGGAAGUGGAGAAGGCGAGGAAGAGCUUGAUCAAGCAGGGGUCGAAGAGUGCGUCGAGCUGA
Molecule: messenger RNA, 2839 nt
Organism: Microbotryum saponariae
Lineage: Eukaryota; Fungi; Basidiomycota; Microbotryomycetes; Microbotryales; Microbotryaceae
Source: the annotation of a GenBank genome assembly